This is a messenger RNA of Nematostella vectensis (starlet sea anemone), 1710 nucleotides long. RefSeq lists its product as uncharacterized. The transcript has 2 exons. NCBI's taxonomy places the organism in Eukaryota, Metazoa, Cnidaria, Anthozoa, Actiniaria, Edwardsiidae. The record is from RefSeq and is a predicted model, not a curated record. The coding region runs from base 1 to 1710 and encodes 569 amino acids.
AUGUUAAUAGAUGCUUCAAACGCCUUUAACUCGGUCAACCGAGCUGCCGCCCUUCAUAAUAUUCGGGUCUUGUGCCCAACGCUGGCCCCUUUUGUAAUUAACACCUACCGCCUACCAGCACGGCUGUCUGUAGCGGGAGGCAAGGAGCUUGUAUCAGCUGAGGGCACAACUCAAGGUGAUCCGCUCGCAAUGAGCAUGUAUGCCCUCAGCUUACAACCACUCGUAUCCCGCCUACAAGCAGCAACUCAAGUCAACAAAUGCUGGUUCGCAGAUGAUGCGACAGGAUGUGGGUCACUGGAUGACGUCAGGCACUGGUGGGAUACCCUUCAAAGUUCGGGACCGGAUUUAGGAUAUUUUCCUAAUGCUGUGAAGUGUUGGCUCGUAACUAAGCCCGAGAAAGAGGAAUCUGCAAGGAAAAUCUUUGAAGGAACUGGAAUCAAUAUCACUACGGAAGGUCGCAAGCAUCUUGGAGCGGCGCUCGGUUCCAGGCCCCAUCUUGAACAGUACGUGGAUAGCAAAGUUGAUGAGUGGGUGGGGCAGGUGACAAAACUCGCUGAAUUUGCAAUUUCGCAACCUCAAGCCUCCUACGCAGCGUAUACGUUUGGCUUGAAGCACCGUUGGACGUAUUUUUUGAGAACUCUGCCGGAUAUAGAGGAUCUAUUGUUGCCUCUAGAACGUGCCAUAUCAGACACCUUGAUACCCUCUCUAACAGGGCGCACGUGUACUCAGGCAGAACGUGAUCUCCUCGCCUUGCCAGUGAGGUUUGGAGGCCUGGAACAGAUAAAACAGCAAACGCAUGAGCUGCCGUGUGACGAUGCCGUACAAGAAGCACAGCAAGAGGCGCGCAGAGAGAAGAACGAGUACCUGAAGUCUAGAUACGCGGAGGUGAAAAGCUCUUUACCUGUUAAUAUGCUAAGAGCAGUGGACCUUGCUACUCAGGAAGGGGCUUCAAGCUGGCUUACCGUUCUGCCAUUAAGAUUGAUGAGCUUUGAUCUCAACAAACGAGAAUUCAGAGACGCUCUAGGAUUGAGAUACGACUGGGAGAUCCCCGAGACACCAUCUAUCUGCGUUUGCGGGGACACAUCCGACGCAGAUCACGCAAUGAUUUGCAAGAGAGGCGGGUUUGUAAUCCAACGCCACAACGAGCUGAGGGAUUUGGAGGCGGAAUUGCUGAGUCUGGUGUGUAAAGAUGUGCAAACGGAGCCUGUUCUACAGGACAUCACGGGAGAAGAGCUUAACAGGGGAGCUCACACCGCUCGAGACGCACGACUGGACAUUGUAGCAAGAGGUUUCUGGGAGAGGCAGAGGCAGGCAUUUUUUGAUGUACGAGUUUGCCAUGCUAAUGCUGAAUCCUAUAGAGACAUGAACAUCGACCAGAUAUUUAGGCAACAUGAAACAGAAAAGAAGCGUCAGUACGCUACUAGAGUGUUAGAAGUAGAGCAGGCCACUUUCACGCCAUUAGUGUUUGGCUCGACAGGGGGAAUGGCAAGCGAAUGCCAACAGUUUCACUCCAGGCUAGCGGAGCUCAUUGCCGAGAAGAAGGGAGAAUUAUACUCAACAACCGUGUCCUGGAUCCGUGCAAAAGUUUCGUUCGCCAUUUUAAGACCUGCCCUUCUGUGUCUACGUGGUUCAAGGAGCCCAAGGCGAGCACAUGUAAAUAUAUAUGACAAUGACUUUGAAAUUCAGAAACAGAGAGCAAAUAUUUUUUAA